Messenger RNA from Tympanuchus pallidicinctus (lesser prairie-chicken), 4984 nucleotides. RefSeq names its product tetraspanin 18 (gene TSPAN18). The transcript has 11 exons. Lineage: Eukaryota; Metazoa; Chordata; Aves; Galliformes; Phasianidae. Gene Ontology annotation, cellular component: membrane. The record is from RefSeq and is a predicted model, not a curated record. Bases 445 to 1185 code for a protein of 246 amino acids.
GGAGGUGGAGCCGGCUGCGCUGGUGGCUCGGGCGCUCCGUGGCUCCGGGCACGGGGUGCGUACGGCGACGGGAGCGCAGCGCAGCCGCCGAGAGCCGCCCACUCGCCCCAGCUCGGCCGGGCUCCGGGAGUCGCCGCCGGCAGAGAUUAAUGGGAAGGAAAAGCGGGUAAAGAGGGAACCCAGAGGAGCCUGGCACCCAGCAGUGAAGGUUGAGCAGCCUGGAUUACUGCACUGGGGUCCUGGAGCAAGGAGACCAACUGAUGUGUGUUUAGCACGGCCCAACUUGUGGUGACCAAACACUUCUCUGGAGGCCUGUCCCUCCGAGCAGCACACAGGCGACAGAGAAAAAUAUGGGGCACAUAGGCAAUUAAAGACUAGAAAAGACAGUGUGCUUCAAGUCCUGAGAUUUGCUCAGGAAGAGUUGGAUCAAGCGGCCUGAAGACCAUGGAGGGAGACUGUCUGAGCUGCAUGAAGUACCUGAUGUUUCUUUUCAAUUUUUUUAUAUUUCUGGGAGGAGCAUGCCUGCUAGGAGUUGGGAUCUGGGUCAUCGUGGAUCCAACAGGUUUUCGAGAGAUCGUGGCUGCCAACCCUCUGCUCUUCACAGGAGCAUACAUCAUGCUGGCUAUGGGAGCAAUGCUCUUUCUGCUGGGUUUCCUUGGCUGCUGCGGUGCCAUCCGUGAGAACAAAUGUCUCCUACUUUUUUUCUUCAUGUUUAUUUUGUUAAUCUUCCUGGCGGAGCUUUCAGCUGCAAUUCUGGCUUUUAUCUUCAGAGAAAAUCUGACGAGAGAGUUUUUCACCAAGGAGCUGAAGAAGCAUUACGUGAGGAACAAUGACACAGAUGUCUUCUCCUCCACUUGGAAUUCUGUUAUGAUCACAUUUGCCUGCUGUGGAGUGAACGGACCAGAAGAUUUUGACGCUGUCCCUCCAUUCCCACACUUGUUGGAAGAGGCUAUACCAGAGGCUUGUUGCCAGCGAAAGCUCCAGAGCCGAGAAGGGAUGAUUGUUAACAGGCAAGCCUGCCUCCGAGGCAGCGAGAAGUUUCAGAACCGGCAGGGCUGCUACACUGUGAUCCUGAACUCCUUUGAGACCUACGUGUAUCUUGCAGGAGCCCUGGCCAUUGGAGUGCUGGCCAUUGAGCUGUUUGCCAUGAUUUUUGCCAUGUGUCUCUUCCGAGGGAUCCAGUAAGAGGCACCCUGCGGACCACCACGUUCCUAACAUUGGAAUGAUGCUUGGAAGAAAGAAGGAAUAUCAGACGAAACACAACCUGAAAACACACAAGAAACUUUAUUUUUUUUAACAAAAUGGGAUAGGGGGGAAAAUGGAGGGGAAAAAAAAAAAAAUAAGAGGGCUGUAAUAUAUGAAUGACCAAAAGGAUUGUACUUCAGGGGCUGGAACUUUGAGGUGAUGUGCACUACACUGUACACCGGAGCCUUGCCCAGAGCCACCCACAGCAGCUGUGGAGCAGGAGCCCAGUGCAGCCACUUAUGCUAUGGACAGAUGGAGCCUAUGGGGAGGAGUGGGAGGACAAGCACAGCUGUCCCUCUGACCUGUCAGUGCAAAGCAGUGCCUACCAUCUGCAGCUUCAUCGUGAUUUAGACAGCAAAGGACUGAAGAACAGCAACCCAGGGGCAGCAAGGUUGCAUCAGGCAGCGACGUUGGCCAAAGUAUGGAAACCCACCUGGGCAGUCCCGACAAGUGGUGCUGGCAGCUCAUCUAAGAAACAGGCAGUCAUUGCUUGUGUGAUUCCGGCUAUAAUUCCCAGCCACAGAGUGAAAACACACAUUCUUCCUUGUACGUAAGUUUUGCCCCUACUGCCUGAAACUUGUCAGAGAAGUCAAACGCUUCGGGCAGUCUGGCUUUUCUCUGGAGCCCUAAAUGGGGGCAGAGUGGUCUCACUUAAACACGGGACUCAUCCAGGGCUGGCUGAUGGUCAAGAGUUUGGGGCCUGCCUUUCUGAUUUUUCCUUUUUUGUUCAGUGUUACUGGGAAGGAAAAAAAAAAGAGCAAGUUGUUCCCUGCUGUGUUCCCAUUCCCUGGGAAAAAUGAUGACUCUGGUCAAGAAUAUCUAAUUCUGCCACCUUCCUGAAAGGGGAGGCAAUAGUGUUUAACACUUGUCAGCCUUUGCCUUUCACUUCAUCCUUGCAAAAAACCACUCUGUGGUGGUGUUAUUAGUAUAUGAGGGCUGCUCUGAAAGUAAAGCCUCCUAUUGUAUUAUAUUUGCCCACAAAGUCAGAGGCGGAUGUUGGUAGUAUGGCAGUAGUGGUUGAACCUUCCCAUCAAUAUCCCAUUACAUGCCAUUGCUAUACAUCAGAUGGCAGGGGAAGGGGCAGUUUGACAGAUGGUGUCAGACAUGCCAGUGCUAUGAAACAAAGGCGUGUCAUAGAAUUCAUCCUUGUGGAAAAACAUGGCACCCAUUGACAUUCAUCAACUUGCUGAAUGUUUCUGGAGACCAAACAGUGGAUGUGAGCACAGUGAGGUGGUGGGUGGUGCAUUUGAGCAGUGGCAACAGUGGGACACCUCCACCGGUGCAGAUAUUUAUGAGCGUGGCAUGCAGGCUCUUGUUCAUUGCUAGUGAAGGUGCACGGCUAAUGGUAAUGAUUAUGUUGAAAAGUAGUGAUUUGUAGCUGAGAAUUUGCUCUAUCAAAUACUGUUAUUGUGCUCUUUGUUGUAGUUUCCAUGGAAAUAAAUAGGAGGCAUUACUUUUGGAGCAACCUCUGUAUAUUUGCAGUGGAUUCUUAUAAGCUUUACUGCUCCAGCAGGAUUUCCAGGCAUAGUACACGAUGAGCCUGAGGUUCAUCAGCCACUCCCAUGCUGUUUACCUUAUGCUGUCUGGUGGUCUCCUUUCUGCUCUGGGGAUUUCCCCUGAGGCUUUCCCACGGGCUCAUAGCAGAAGCAUCAGGUCAGGAUUGUUCUUGCCUGCCUGUUAGUUGAGAGCGUUUCCUCCCUUAAGAUAGUUUGAUGUUUUGCUGAUUGUUAUCUACUUAAUCAUUUGGAAAUGAACUUGAGAAACAUGCCCAAGACUGGAUGUUGGUCAGAGAUAUUAAGGUGGAGCUGAGGUCCCAGGCAGGAUCUGGGAGCAUUCAGUGUGCAGCUGCUGUGACUACUCCAGCUGCUUCUCCAGUGUUUGUGGUCAUUGACAAAAACAGGUCACUGGUUUCUAUCCUCUGGAAGCCUCAGCCCCUGUUGGCUUUGUCAUUCCUCUGGUUGCUCCCUGACUCCAAACUCGCUUUGUCUGGAGGAGGAUGGCAGGGGCUACCUUUUUCUGUUUAGCUUACAUCUUUUUAUAGUCUUAGAUUAAGGAGCACUUUUAUAUAGGGUUAAACUAGUCCAUCCAAAAGCGGUAGCCACUGCCAAGGAAGGAAAGGGGGAUGAAGGCAGCAGUGAGGAGCCAAGCAGCAGCCUCCUGUCCUGGCAGCAACAGGUAUCUUACACCAUGGGGUCUGUGUCCGCCAUGCGGAUGCAAGUGAAUGGAUGUGCAGGCUGCAAGGCAGGAAGGAAAGCAGAAGAAAGAGUGGUCCAUAAUAAACAAAGAUCUUGGCUAAAUAUCCUGGCUGGAGAAUUGGGAUACAAAGGAAUUGGAAAGAGGCCAUAAAGCUUUUCCAGGCUUCACUUGAGAAAAGCAGGAUAAAGCUGGGGCAGGUAGAGCAGCAGCCCACCUGCACUGUGUCAGCAUAUUCCAGCAGGAGAGCGAGGCCAGGAUUGCUGAGUGGCCUCAGAUGUUGCAUUAAACUUUAUGGAAAGCUUUUCUGAGUGGUUUCCCUCUGGACCUGUAUUUAAUGAUGCAUUUUAGCAUUAAAUUCUGGCCUGUCGUUUAAUGAAGGAAAACAGUUUUGCUAGCCAAAACCAGCAGUAUUUUCACUAAACAGCAGGUGCUGCUCUUAAGAUAGGAAAAGUCUGUUGCAUCUGCUGGUCUUGCAGGAAUGGGGCACUGCACCGGAGCCAAACUCAGAGGCAAGGAAGCGUAACUGUUCUACCUCUGCUUCAGGAGCUGGUGUCAGUGGCUGUUCUGAUAGAGCCACUGGCAGGGGAAGAACGACCCCAUGAGCAGAUGGCAAUUUGGAUAGAGGUGAGCAAGAGAAGCAGGAAUACUUCAGAAGAUUGAGGUAGGAUCGCUGCAGGCUUAUUUCUCUUUGGCUUUCCCAGUUCUGUACCGUUUUCUUUAGUUUUAGCUCACAUCCUCUCUCUCUCUAUCACUUGUCCCUAUACCUCCAAAAGACCCUUUAUUCUUCUAGUGUUCUGGUCUUUGUGCAGUUGUUUCCCCUCUCUUAGCUUCUCUGAUCCUCCACCGCUCUUUUCUGAAUUAAGACCUCAAUUCUCUGCAGCUGUGCCAUUGGGAGCACAGCUUAAAGUCACCGCAAAGGCCAGGCAGCACAUUUAAAUGAGAAAUGGAGAUUGUUGUAGAGAUAAGGGCAAGUCUGAGAGUACCUGUGGAAGUAGGCAACAGGCAGGAGUUGAUUCCAGGGGCAGUUAAUGAACAAGGGAGCACAGAAGGCAGACUCCUGUUGUAUGGCAAAGCGUGUCAAUUUGUUGUUUUUGUCCGAUGGUAAUGUGGCCACCCCCUCUGUUGUACAGUAGUUUUUCUCUUUUCAGAGGAGUAGAAAGGAGAAGCAGCUGUAUUUUUGUAUUUGUUUUUAGCAGCUCUGGUGAAUCUGGGGGCUCAAGCUGCAGUCGCUGCUGGCUGCAGAGCAGAGGGGGCUGUGGCUGCCGUGCAGUGAGCACAGCCUAUGCACCUUGGGGGGAAUAGUGGAGAGCAGCCCCCCAUCCUGCCCCCAGCUGUUAUUUAAUGCUCAAAUGACCGUCGCAAAUGCCUGGGGAAAGGGCUGCGUGUGAAAUAAUGAUGUUGGAAAUCUAUUUUAAAAGAAAAACCUGUAAAUGUUCUUUUUAUUAGAUAGUGGAGCUAAUUUAUCCUGUAUUCCCUACUGUAAUGCUUUUUUAUAUUGAAAGGAAUUUUUUUUGGUAAUAUAAAGCAGAACACAAGGCUGAAA